GGUCAGUGGCCGUGUGGACGGGACGACGUGUUUUUCGUCGGCCGUGGUGGGGCGCGCGGUGGUUACUCUGCCGGGUACGUCGUCGUCGUCGCUGCUGCCGCCGUAGUACUGUUGUAGUAGUAGUAGACGACGCCACCGUCGCCCGUCCGACAGUCGCCGUUCUACAUUGCCGGACGUUUGACGUUACCAGUUCUCCAUCCUCUUCGCGCAUCGCGAUCACAGUACCGAUUCAGUCCUCGAGCGUGAGAGUGCUCGCGCGCGUGUGUGUGUAUACGUUUCGCAAUAUUUUCACCAUUGGUCCGCGAUUCCGGUCGCUCGCCAUCUUCUCACCUGCAACSGGGUCCGUGGAUUACCUACACGCGUAGUCGGACUUUCAAAAAGCUGUCCAAUCGCCUCCCGGUACGGAUGGACUGACACGCAGUGCCGAAAUCGCAGUGGAGACCAUCUAACGAUAUGGACAGAACUUUAUGGAAGAAUACAAUAACUUCAUACGCCGGGUGGUUUACUAAUUCAUUACGUCGACGAAGAUCCAUAUUAUUUGGACUCAUACUCAGCGUUCUCCUUUUUGUAGUAUGUGUACAAUACAACGCGUCUAAUGAUAUAGGCAUCCAAAACAUCCAAAACACUUUAGUAAUGUCCGAGUUUGAUACUGAUGAACAACCUUUGAAUAAACACCAACCACCUGCGCCAAUUUCGGGUACAGUUAUAAAAAUGAAAAAAGAGGAAGAUGUUAAUUUCAUUGAAGAACUACAGGAGCCAGCCCGUAAAAGCCGACGAACUCAGAUCAGUGAACCGCAACAAUCAUUACCGUACGUGCCUCCGCAACGACUAGUGCACAUCGAUUUCAAAGGAGCGCCGCCCAAGCUGAGUUACCUUCAAAAACUUUUCCCAUUAAUAAAAAGAUUCGGCGGUACUGGUCUUUUGCUCGAAUGGGAAGACAUGUUUCCUUGGAGUGGAAACCUAUCUCCAAUGGCUGCCGGAAACGCGUAUUCAAAAGCAGAAAUUAUAGAAAUAUUGAAAAUGGCCGCCGUGAACGGACUGGAAGUAAUCCCGCUAAUACAAACGUUCGGUCACGUGGAGUUUGCAUUGAAAUUACCGGAUUUUGCGCAUCUGAGAGAAGUCCAAGAGUCACCACAAGCACUAUGCCCAUCGUACAACGCUUCGAUGAAGUUUAUCGAACAAAUGGUCGACCAAAUACUCGAACUUCACGGGAAUGUGAACUAUUUGCAUAUCGGAUGUGACGAAGUGUUCAACAUGGGAGAAUGUUUCAGGUGCCGGUCGAAAGCCAGAGAAGAUUUGUUCUUGUCGCACGUCAAGCAAGUUGCUACUUAUGUACGCACGAAAUCCCCAAACACGAUUCCUAUUAUAUGGGAUGAUAUGCUGAGACAUUUGCCCGUAGCCACAAUGCAACUAUACGAUAUUGGGAAAUUAGUGGAGCCGAUGGUAUGGGUAUACGCCGAGGACGUGUAUAGAUUUGUGAUGCAAAGUGUUUGGGAAAAGUAUCAAAUUGUUUUCCCGAAUGCAUGGACAGCUAGCGCCUUCAAAGGGGCAUUUGGAGAAACUCUAUACAUUCCUAACGUUAAGAGACAUUUGGAAAACAAUUUAAAUUGGUUACAACUGAUGUCCAACGAAAAUAGUCGGUUUACGGGUGGUUUCAAAGGAAUCAUCAUAACUGGUUGGCAAAGGUAUGAUCAUUUUGCUGUCUUAUGUGAGGUCUUACCGUCAUCCAUACCAUCGAUGGUUGUUAAUCUUUUGGCAACUACAAAUGGCUACAUGAACCAGUCGCUGCAAACCGAUUUAAACGAAGGACUCAACUGUGGUAUUUUUGGCCACAAUAACGAAUACGACGGAGAUUUUUUAAACUUAAAUAAUGAUCCUCAUCUCUGGGAUCAGUUUUCGAGGUGCACAUUUCCCGGGAAURCAUUUUUCAGGUUGCUGUACAGAUUGCACACAAUUGAAAUAGACUACAAUGAUUUUAUUUUGGUGACCAAAAAGAACCGUGGAUGGAUGACAAGCUACAACGUAGAACAUGAAUUUUCAUCUCCACUUCGUGUCGACGAACUCAUGAAUGAUCAUUCUCGUAUAUACCGAACGCUUUUGUCUAUGGUUAGACCAUUUCAGGAAUCUAUGACUGGAAUAUUUGAUAAAUAUACCAUAUCCGAAUGGAUAGAGCAAAGAAUUUAUCCAAUGAUUAAAGAACUGGAAAAAAUACACAAUGAGGCGCGUGACUUAAAGGCGAAAAAGACAUGGCCUAAAAGACCACUUCCUAUGUUAAAAGAAUUAUUAAGGAUUGGAGUUACUGAACGCGAACUUUCAACACCAUCCAAUGACGGAACGUAAAAAUUUAAUUUUAAUAUUUGACUGUGUUUCUUGCGAACUAGGCGUUAGAAAUAAAUCUUGUAGAUAAAACCAAUAAACUCUACAAGUAUAUAUUCGAGACCUCAAGACAUGGUAUAAGUUGACAAAGUUUCAGGGUUAUGUGUGAACUGCAUUUCAAAAGGGUAUUAUAGUAAUAUAAGUGAUUCUUAGUAAAAUGAUUGAUUAAGUUUGUGCCACCAAGUGUUAGGUUUUGGUCUCUAUAGGAUAUGUGCAAUUUAGUAAAAUAAUACAAUAUAUCAAUAAAAAAAAAAAAACUUCUAUGUAAAUAUAAUCUGACCAAAAUGUAUAAAGUUUAAGAAUCAAACAUGACAUGGGUCCUUAUCCAUUUGGCGCUUGGUCGGAGUGCGCAAAGUUGGAGUAGAUGGUUUAGAAGAAUGCUUCAAAAAUUAAAUGAAAAAAUAAUGUUCGGCAUGGGAUCCCACAAGACUUUACACGAAUACACUACGUGCAGAGUGAUAUUCAAAACCACAGGCCACCGCGGUCUUAUAAAUUUAAUCACAUUGCACUACUAUUUGAGUUGAUGUGUGAGUUGUGCAUAUGACUUUUGAAAAACAUAACUGUGGCAAACGUAUCUUUAUUGUUACAAGAACUCACACAAUAAUCUUGUGCCAUGCAACAGUUUCAUUUUAUCUAUUGAAUACUUAUUCAAUCAUUAAGUUUGUAAAAAAAAAUUAUUUAAAUUUUUAUUAGGUUACAAAAUUUGUUGUGUGCAAAUGUUCGUUUGAAAUUUGCUUGAAUACAUUUUUUUGUGUUACCUU
This is a messenger RNA of Diuraphis noxia (Russian wheat aphid), 3137 nucleotides long. Its product is annotated as hexosaminidase D. The record is from RefSeq and is a predicted model, not a curated record. Lineage: Eukaryota; Metazoa; Arthropoda; Insecta; Hemiptera; Aphididae. Gene Ontology annotation, molecular function: hexosaminidase activity. Gene Ontology annotation, biological process: carbohydrate metabolic process.